AUGUAUAACCGUCCCUCCGCUAUUAAUGCCAACCGCAGAAACAUGAAAGUGGGUGGUCGUUUGCCCUGCAAGAACCUUGAGGUGAUGGUCCGAUUUGAAGAAGGAGGAUGGAGGCAGAGCUUCACCACUGAAGAUGUCAGUGGACUAAACACCACAGCGAUGGAGUAUCGAAACGCCCUCUUUCAAGCUGGACAGACGAGUUACCACCAACUCCUGACAGUAGAUCCCACCUCCGUUGAAAUGAAAAAACCUCUGGGCAAAUGUCGUCACGGAGAGACGUUUUCAGGACUGCUGAAACUAGCACCUCCUGUGGAGAACAAUGUACUGCCAGCACGAAAAGUUUUCCUUCGUCCAGCCCUACCCAACUCUGCUGUUAGAGUUGCUGAAAUCGCCGCGAGCAUCAGGCAUCCGCGAAUUGUCUUUUGCCAUGGAAUCCUGAAGGCGGUCCAGCCUCACCUCCUCGUUUAUGACUUCAUGGCACUAGGCCGACUCGAUAAGUUCUUAAUCUCGACCACCUUUCUUCGUACGCUUCCCAUGGCUGCUCUCUUAAAUCGUCAGGAAAUCGGGCGAUUCGAGGGCUGUGAGGAGUACAAAAAGAGCCAAAGUCGGCCACAUUCUCCACUUCUCUCCACAAAGACGGUCUUCCAUAUGCUUCAUCAAAUCGCCUCCGCUUUCGCCUUCCUCGUCUCCCUUUCCAUUGACAAUUUGCGACUGGACUCGUCUAGUGUCCUAGUGUCUUCUAACUACUGCUGCAAGGUACAACUCAAGACGUGUCCUCCUGAAGCCACGUCAAAUUGCAAUAUAAGUGCUGCUGGAGGCGUAGAUGUGGGUCCAAGUCUUAAGGAUUUCUUGGACGUUAGACCCUCGUCUCCUCAUAGCAAGGUUUUCAUCAUUCAAGAUGGUCAACAUGUACUUCUCCCAAGUAUUCUGAAACCACCCACAAAACCGCCACCUAGCAGAGUUUUCGAAUCUACCAUUCUGAGUCUCAAGUUAUCAGGGUCAGAAGACCCUUUAGCCAACAAUUCCAUGUCGACGACAGCUCCAGUGUUGGUGAAGAAUUUAGGCUGGCUCCAAGUGGAAGUGCUCUUGGCAUCGGUCUUCUGUCAACGAUGCACUCUUUGCGACUCUGCAACGUCGUCUUCCAAUGUAUCAGAGAAGGUCAGACGCAUUCUAAGGCACCUAGAAUGGGGUGAGACCCUCAGAUUGCGUGAAAACAUAUUGACGUUAAUAGCACGAUGGUUUGGAAAUGACUUUCUCGGAUGCAUGUUGAGUAGCUGUGUGAAUCAGGAGGCUUCACGAAGACCAGGACUGAUGGAGGUGGUGAACCACCUGCAGAACUACCUCACCGAUGGAGAUCCCACAACCCGAAAGGCCAAAAUCACUGCAGUCAUUCAUGGCGAUGGCAUGAUCCCACUACCAAUUGUCACUCCAGUGGAGGAGGUCUCAACCCACACCACACCAACCAAAUGGAAUAAUCUCCACUUAUCUCCGUCACCGUGUGCAGAGGUCAACCCCUUUUACACUUCCGAAACUGUAUAG
Molecule: messenger RNA, 1539 nt
Organism: Echinococcus granulosus
Lineage: Eukaryota; Metazoa; Platyhelminthes; Cestoda; Cyclophyllidea; Taeniidae
Exons: 8
Coding region: 1-1539 (512 amino acids)
Biological process (GO): protein phosphorylation
Molecular function (GO): ATP binding; protein tyrosine kinase activity
Source: RefSeq, a predicted model, not a curated record